This is a messenger RNA of Sphaeroforma arctica JP610, 518 nucleotides long. RefSeq lists its product as hypothetical. The annotation marks the transcript as partial. NCBI's taxonomy places the organism in Eukaryota, Ichthyosporea, Ichthyophonida. The transcript has a single exon. The record is from RefSeq and is a predicted model, not a curated record.
AUGCCGGAAGCUACUAUGCAUGCACAUGCGAACACGGUUCGAUCACUAGAUACUGAGCACAUUGAUACAGAGAAUCGUAAAAAUAGGAUGUGUGUUGACUCUUCCACCACACACUAUUUGAAUUCACACAUUAGUGAGCAUAGUUCAAAUAUUAUCAUUCAAGAUCACAUUCAAGAAGAUCACAUUCAAGAAGAUCACAUUCAAGAUCGCACUCAAGAUCACAUUCAAGAUCACACUCAAGAUCACAUUCAUGAUCGCACUGAAGAUCACAUUCAAGAUCACAUUCAAGGUGCCGAAUCAGAAGCAGGGGAAGUAGUGGGGGAACAAAGUGAAGAGGAAAGCGGAGAUGAUAGUGAAAGGCCACGACAGACGAAUACAGAACAACGACACGAUGACAAUGGUUCUAAUAAAGAACAGCCUUCAUCCGAGCGUGGCAACGACGAUCAUUCUAACAAAGAACAGCCAUCCGAGCGUGACGACGACAAUUGUGAAGUAGAAUCGUCGGCCGACCUGGAUCU